Blepharisma stoltei is the source of this 1817-nucleotide messenger RNA. The record is from the annotation of a GenBank genome assembly. NCBI's taxonomy places the organism in Eukaryota, Ciliophora, Heterotrichea, Heterotrichida, Blepharismidae.
AUGUCAAAUAAAAGUUUUAGUGAAGAGGCUAAUUCAAUCAACCGUUCUCAUAAAAAUCCUUUUAAGUUAUGCAAAAAUCUAGGCUGUAGUAAAUUGCCACUUGAGCAAGAGUAAAAUUCAAUUAGACUUUGCUCCAUGCACCUUAUAUUGGAGUUUAUCUCAAAAAUUCGUUCUGGUUUUAAGAAGAAAUACAUAAGUCUAUCAAACUCAAAUAUGAUUUUAAAAUCAAAAUUUUCAAAAAUCCUAUCACCAAAAAAGUUUAGGGAAUUUUUGGCUUCAAUAAAGAUCAGCUACUCAGUAACCGAGCUUAGAGAAUUCAUCAAAGUUUAUGGGUUUUUGCAUGAAGAUGGAGAAUAUAAAAUUUCCAUUGAAGUUUUAGAGAAAAUUCUUUCACGAACAGCUCACAAAAAGCAAUCAGCAAGAUCAUCUGAAAGAGGUGUCAAGAAAUCAAAUAUUGUGAUUGCCCGAGGAUGGCGCUAUCUUACACCAUCCUCGGGCAAUUUAAAAAAUGGAACCACACCGGGAAUUGAACCCACGUGUGGGGCCAUUUUUGGUACGUGGAAGUCGAUGUUCUCCACAUACCAAAAAUGGCCCCACACGUGGUUCAAUUCCCGGUGUGGGGCCAUUUUUUUUGAAUUGCCCGAGGAUGGCGCAAGAUAGCGCCAUCCUCGGGCAAUUACUAUAGAAAACAUAGAGGGAUUAAGCCAAGCAACAAAAGUUUUAUUAUUUCCAGGUCUUUUAGCACUGAAGAAUCAAGCAAACUUUUAGAUAAAACUAAUGACGAAGAGCCUGAAUACUUAAGAGAUAUGAUAGGUACGACUGAUAAUGCCACAAAUUUUAUGCAAAAGUUACUCGGAAUUUUCCCAAAUUUAUAUACAGCAGCCGAGUAUUUUUAUUAUCAGAGGGCUGAGUUAUUGUUUGAUGAGUUUGAAGAAUCCUCUCGAGCUCUUGGUUUAGGCUCAGAAUUUUUAGAAUUUGAUUUAAUUUUCCAUGAACUCAGAGAUGGGGAAGGAAUUAGCAAAGAUAAAUUCAUCAAUGUGCUGGAAGAAUCGCAGCAUAUUGAUGAGUAUGAUAAUUUUUGUUAUGAAGAGUUAUCGAAUAAUUUAGAAAGCAAUCAUAUCUGCCCACCCAUUUUUGAAAGAAGUUUAAGAAUUUCCCCGGUAAAAUUUAUAUCCACUUUAAAUAGGAAAUCUUUAAACACUUCAAUUAGAGAAAAAGAGCAUCUGAAGAGAAAAUAUUCUGACCAAAAUUCAUUUAAAACAAAAGAAACAAAAGCUUUAAAAAUCAUUGAAGCGAAUUAUUGUGCUAUAAAAUCAUGCGACUCUUUUGCACAUAAAAAUUCUUGUUAUUGUUCGAAACAUUUAGAUAAAUUAAUAACGAAAGCAAGACUUUUUAUUUCUAGGAUAAAAUCUCAUUUGCCAAGUCCAAGAUCAGAAGAAAUGGUUAACGCUUUUAUAAAGGAUUUGAAAAAGGAUACAAAUAUCAAAAACCUGAAAAACGAAAUCGAAUGCCGGGCGCCUGGGCAGCUUUUCACAGAUCAUGAUAUUGCUGCACUGCAAGAAUUUCUAAAACUUCCUACUCCAAAGCAGCAAUUUAAAGUAAAAAACACAGAUUUUAAUGAAUGUUUGAAAGAACUGAGUAGACCUAACAGGAAAUUUUCCCCCUCACAAGGCUUUUCGCCACUUUUAGGCUCCUUUCGAAUUGGGUACUCAGAAAUACGCAAGAAUGGUAAUACACCUCAUUUAACUCCUAAGAAAAGUUCAUCUGGAAAUUCAUUAAGUAGAUCCCCUGUAAGAAGAAUUAUUAGACUGAGAUAA